This is a messenger RNA of Pyrus x bretschneideri (Chinese white pear), 1997 nucleotides long. RefSeq names its product ankyrin repeat-containing protein At5g02620. Gene Ontology annotation, molecular function: protein phosphatase 1 binding; protein phosphatase regulator activity. NCBI's taxonomy places the organism in Eukaryota, Viridiplantae, Streptophyta, Magnoliopsida, Rosales, Rosaceae. The record is from RefSeq and is a predicted model, not a curated record. The transcript has 3 exons. Gene Ontology annotation, cellular component: plasma membrane. The coding region runs from base 138 to 1850 and encodes 570 amino acids.
UGAACAUGUGGAGAUAUAUAUGGUUAACCACCGGUCCAUACUUAAUUACGGAGCACAUACUUUGUAGUCCUCCAUCCUUGAUUCCCUUAACUGGUUUCUAAUUUGAUUGUUAAAAGCUGAGAGAAGAGAUCAAAACCAUGGAUCCUUCCCUCUAUAAGGCGGCAGCAUCUGGAGAUAUUCGUUUCUUGAGAUCAGAUCGUUUUCCCGAUCAGAAAACACCUAAAGACAACAAUAUACUUCAUGUUGCUGCUGAGUUCAAGCAAGCAGACUUCUUCAAAAACGUCCCACUCGAUGUUCAAACUUCAUUGUUUUGGGCCACCAACAAAAAGGGCAACACUCCCCUACACGUUGCUGCAAGAGUUGGCUGUCAUGAAAUCGUAAAGUUCCUCAUCCAACACGCGAAGGAAACGCAAAUUCAUGGAGCUGAUCAGGAAAGCGGGCCAGCUGAUAAGGAUGCACACAAAGAGUUGUUCCGAAUGACAAAUUGGCAAAAGGAUACAGCUUUGCACGUUGCUGUCCGCAAUGGUCAUGGUGGAGUGGUUAUGCUUUUGAUGGAAGCUGAUCCUCAAUUGUGUUGUUUCACUAAUGGAGCCAAUGAGUCGCCGUUGUUCCUGGCCGUUAGAAGUGGGUCUGCUAGCAUUGCUCUUUAUAUUUUGAACCACUCUGAUCCCGUACUUCCUUCUUUUCAUGGGACUAAUGGUGUGACAGCUUUACAUGCGGCAGUGACUCCCAAGCACCUUACAGGGAGAGGCAUUGUGGAGACGAUGGUAUCAAAAAAUCCGGAUGUGAUAAGAAAAGCCGAUGCACUUGGGUGGACUCCCUUACACUACGCAGCAUUGAGAGGGAACCUUGAAGCGACUAGAGUGCUCAUGCAAUAUGAUAGUUCUGCAUCUUAUAUCCUAGACAAAUCUGGAAUAUCAGCUCUCCAUGUUGCGGCCUACGCUGGGUACAUCAGAGUAAUGGAAGAGAUGAUUCGACAUCGACCUGAUACUUGUGAUUUGCUCAAUGACAAAGGCCAAACGAUUCUACAUGCUGCAGUUUUGGGCGAACAAAUACAUGUCAUCAGUUACAUAUUAAAUAACCCUAUGUUUGCAGGACUUAUAAAUGAAGCAGAUAAAGAUGGAAACACUCCAUUGCAUCUAGCUGCCCGUUACCAAAAUCGUGAAAUUAUAAGAAUUUUGACAGAUGACCCCAAAGUGGACAAGACUGCGAUUAAUGAAGAAUUCUCAAGGGCCAUCGACUUUUUUCUCGGCGACAAUGGUGGAGAACAGGAAAUCUUUGAUAACCAAAGAGUCUUGCACCACCUGGGGCGCUCCACUGGCGUGCCAUUUUUCCAACAACAAAUCAACCGUGAUUUCAAGAAAUUGAUAUGUCCGGAUAAUGAUACCUCUUGCCCGCCAGCCAUUGCUGCAGACAAGAGAGAAAAACUGCAAGCUCAUUCAGAUUUAGCCUCAAAAAGGCUCGACACCAACUUGCUCGUAGGGGUGCUUAUCGCGACUGUCACAUUUACAGCGGCGUUCACCCCUCCCGGAGGAUUUAAAAGUGACGGAACACCAGUUUUAAAUGAAAAUACAUAUUUUCAAGCGUUUCUGAUGUUUGACUUUAUCUCCUUCUUUUUCUCAUCUCUUGCCAUUCUAAAUGAUUUCUUGGUAGCAACCGUCUUACCAAUCCGUCUAGCAGCACCUGCAAGUCUCAUUCAGCUUUCCAUCGGAGGAAUGAUGGUUGCAUUUACUUCGGGCGACAUUUUGGUGUCAAUAAUAUUCGUCAUUUUAUUUUUGGUAGCUGUCCUCCCUAUGGUGAAGUCUUUGUUUCAAAUAAUAAUGGGAAAGAAGUACCCAUUGACAUUGUAGCAAGUUAACAUUUUGAUUCGGAAUCGCAUAAAUUAAUGUCAUGUUGACAUGUUGCGUGCGUAAUUGAAAGUUACUAGCCCUCAUUGUAAAUUCACACAAUUUUUUUUACUUAACUUUCACAGCUUGUUAUUUUAUGUCGUUUGAUCA